Recurvomyces mirabilis is the source of this 363-nucleotide messenger RNA. RefSeq names its product ATPase inhibitor (gene INH1). Gene Ontology annotation, molecular function: ATPase inhibitor activity. Gene Ontology annotation, biological process: negative regulation of ATP-dependent activity. Bases 1 to 363 code for a protein of 120 amino acids. The record is from RefSeq and is a predicted model, not a curated record. The transcript is spliced from 2 exons. NCBI's taxonomy places the organism in Eukaryota, Fungi, Ascomycota, Dothideomycetes, Mycosphaerellales, Teratosphaeriaceae. Gene Ontology annotation, cellular component: mitochondrion.
AUGUCCCUCCUCCGCCUCACCCGCCAACUCCCCUCCAUCACCCGGACCACCACCAGCAGCACCCGCAGCUUCACCGUAGCCGCCCGCCGUAUGGCCGAGGGCGACGCAGGCGCCACCCGCUCCGGCGGUGCAGCCCAAGGCGACGCCUUCACCAAGCGCGAGCAAGCAAGCGAGGACUUCAGCAUCCGACAGCGUGAGAAGGAAAAGCUCGAGGCGUUGAAGCGCAAGGUCGCGGAGGUAGAAAGGAAGGAAGGGUACAGACACACAAAGGUCAACAGCGGCCGUGACGAAGGGGCGCCAUGUACAUGCCUGCAUACACGGGGAAGCAGAAACGAGAUGGUGACUGUGGGCGAGCGGGGAUGA